Messenger RNA from Medioppia subpectinata, 330 nucleotides. NCBI's taxonomy places the organism in Eukaryota, Metazoa, Arthropoda, Arachnida, Sarcoptiformes, Oppiidae. The record is from the annotation of a GenBank genome assembly.
CUCGGUGUCGGCGGACAUGUGGUGACUGAGUCAGAGUCGGGCGACGACUGUAUUCAGUGUCCAUUCCAUGGCUGGAGGUUUGGCGGAGACGGACAGUGCAAACGCAUACCUAAUCUCAACGAGUCUGAGUUAAAUGCAUUGAAAGCUGUGGUAAAGAAAUGGCAGACAAUAGAGAAGAAUGAAGUGAUAUAUGUUUGGCACCACUCGGAGGAUAAGGACCCCAAUCGCUACCCCCAGGAUUUUCUUGGAAACAACGAUCACAAUCUAUCACUUAAAGGGAUCUUCCUUAAACUUGUGCAUUUUAACUAUUUUAAUAUCAGAUCUUACAAG